Molecule: messenger RNA, 2415 nt
Organism: Cryptomeria japonica (Japanese cedar)
Lineage: Eukaryota; Viridiplantae; Streptophyta; Pinopsida; Cupressales; Cupressaceae
Exons: 7
Coding region: 652-1929 (425 amino acids)
Source: RefSeq, a predicted model, not a curated record
UAUGCCUGAUACAGUCCCUUAAUAUAGAGCCUAAACAUUUCCAAACCAGGCCACGUGGCGGACAGAUACACGAUUCCUGAGUGUAUGGAAGAAUCGUACACCGUUGAUCUCCGGCUCGCCGCUCCUAUUUCGAACCUUGCGAAUAGCAGUCAUAUCAGAUUCAGCCAGAUUGUUGAACUUAAGCCACAUACCCCGCAGACCCCGUUAAUAACUUAUGAUUUACGAAAUUUUCUACUAAUCGAACUCUGCGCAGAGUAAAUUAUCCGAGCUCCUCCAAUGGUGCAGAAAAUUGUGGAGUUCGCUUUUUAUUUACGAAACCGGGGUAGAAAAUCUCGUCACAAAAUAAUUAAAAGGACUUUAUUCGAAUCUGCGGGGUCACGGCAUCGAUACCUCGCAAAUCUACCGAACUCACUCGAAUUUGUGUGAAUUUAGUAAAGAGAUACCUCAAAUUCGACGGGGUUCUUGUAAUUUAUUCCGAUUUCCAAGACACGGAGCUGUGCUGGGGAAAUUUGUAUUAUUAUACUAUAAUUUUCUGGAAUUUGAAUGUUUUGAUAUUCAUUGGAUUUCAAAACUACAUUUAACUACAGAAUUUAUAGGAGACAUAAUUGUAUUGCUGGAAUUUGUUAGCGUGUAAGGAUUUUGAGUACAUAGAUGGCUAUCGAAGAAAAGAAAGAUACAGAGCAGUUGCUUUUAGAGUCUCAGACCAACGUGAAGGGGGAGUAUGUGUGGAAUCCUUCACGACCUUCGUCGGAUUUUGAUUGGAAUCCAUCCAGUUUGCAUGUGAAAAGCUUCAAGAGAACCAUAAGGACACUACAACUGGACCAUUCACAUAAAUGGUGGAGUCUUGUUUCAUGGAUUGUAGGAUUUGUGAUGAUAUUGGUCAUUCCUAUACUUCGACUUAUUUAUGUAAAACCUGCAGACAGCAAGGCUCGUCAUCAGCUUGUAUUUCAGCCUGUUGUGGUGGUGGUUGGAAUUCUUAUAUCUGCUAUAUCCUUCAUAUUUUUGAGCCAGUCCAUGCGGAAAUAUGGUAUUCAAGGAAUUCUCUUCCUUGAUAUUGCAGCAGAUGAAAGGUCAGAUAUACGGGAAGAAUACAAUAAAAUCAUUCAGCGUGGUGCAACUCAACUUGCGAAGCUGUUUAUUCCAGCUCUUGUUCUGUAUAUGCUUCAGAAAUGUUGGUUUUACAUAGAUAUUCCCCUUGCAUCUUUGCCUUGUUUGAAUAGUGGAACAGCAACUAUUGUUAUAAUCGCUGUAUCGGUGGGAAUUUCAUGGGUGUUCCAAACGACAACUUUUUUGUAUGCCUGCAUCUUGUUUUGGAAGGUCUGCUUUCUACAAGAGCUGAAAAUGAAGGUUUUCAAGGACUCGCUACUACAAGGGUAUGAUCCUGAGUUUUAUUACAACAAAUAUACUGAGAUAAUAAAAUGUCUCCAGUUCACAAGUCGGCGGUUCAGGCUAUUUUUAGCCCUAACUGGUUCUAUUACAGUGCUUUCAGCAUUGGCUUCAAUGUAUGAAGUAGUUGCCCAUCUUAAAGUAGUCGGCAUUUUUAUGUCAGGAGAACUGCUGGUUCUGAAUAUGGUCAAUCUAACUGGGAUUGGCCUCUGCUUGAAAUCAGCUUCAAAAAUUUCCCAUUUGCAUCGACGCAUUGUAAAAUUGGCCUCUUCAAUGCAUGCAAAAUCUACAUUUGCAGCAUCAAAGGGAUACAUUUUAUCAGCAGGAAAAGAUGAGACCUUUGAGUUCCAAGAAAAAAUGGAAUACUUCUGUCAAGUACAGGAUGCUUGGUCCCAACGAUCUGCUCUUGUUAAUUUUCUUUCCAAUAAUAGUGCUGGAAUAUCAUUGUAUGGCUUUGUACUAGACCGCUUUUUUGUUCAUACAAGCAUUGGCGCUUUGUUGACUACUACAUGGUUUCUCUUGGGUCGAUCUCUAAGUAGUUGAGAAGGCUGUAACUUUGAGCAUGUAGUUAGAUUAGUGAGGCAUGGUAUGCGUCCGAGCUCUUUUGUCCAUACAAGCAUUGGCGCUUUGUUGACUACUACAUGGUUUCUCUUGGGUCGAUCUCUGAGUAGUUGAAAAGGCUGUAACUUUGAGCGUAUAAUUGGAUUAGUAAGGCAUGGUAUACUUCCGAGCUUCAUGAGGAGAUCAAAACCCAGGAAGGUGCCAAUUUGAGGCAAUAUAUAUAUCUAUAAAUUAAAAAGAUUUUAUUGUUCUCAGGAGGGGGAUUUCAUAUGCCAAAUUGGUGUGCUGAUGUUUAUCUAUCUUAUAAGGAACAGAUUCAACAACUCAUUAAAGGAUGUUGAAGGCAUGAUUUUUUUUCCUUUUUUUCUGGCAUUUGGUUUCAUGUUGUCUGUAUAGAUUGUGUACUAUCAGACUUGCUAUAUGAUAUUUGUUAUACACCUACGUAUGUUGAUACUUUCCUUGGUUUCA